AUGACCCGUCAAGCCUCUCACGCCGACGCCGACAUUGCGUCCUUUACGCGCAGCAACCCGCCCCCUCCCUACCCCGGAGAAGGCUACGACCUCACCCCUACCCCACAGAGCGUCAACCGUCCGCGCCUUCCCGAGGAGCGCCGUAACGUCAACCUCCACAGACUCCCCGACGACGCGACUAUUGUCAAGUUCCAGACCAUUGUCCGCGAGGACAAGGAGAUUAUCAUCGGCCGUAUCAAGGUCCAGACGCCGGCCGCUACGGGUACCGCACACGCCUUUAUCCUACGUCGUUACGACACGGAUGCGGUGUCGCUCACCACCAUGUUCAAGGUUGCCUUCCCGGCCUCGACUGAUGAGGAAGAGAAGCGCGAGAUGGACUGGGUUCGCUCAUCAUACGACACUACCGGAACCAACGGAUCUCGCGAUUGUGACACUGUGCGCCUCGCUGGCCAGUGGGUGAGCCGUCACCUCGCCAUCCACCUGGCCCCGGCGUACAACCUCUCGGAGCUCGUCAUGGCCCUCUGCAAGGCCGCGCCCGACCCGAAUGUCUCGUACCGCAAGUCUCAGCGCUCGCAGGCGGCUGCCGACGAGAUUGCCCGCACGCGGCCGUCUCUUACGCCAGCUGCUGCGUCGUCAUCUACGCGGCCUGCGCCAAGCAUGACUGCCAACGACGUUGAGGUGCCCACGGCCAAGCGCCGCCGUGCCACCUCCGCUCAGGGUACGGACGAGCAGCGCCGCCUCACCCUCGAGGCCACCACCACUGUUACUGCGCCGAUAGGCUCGGUAGUGGACGUCAAUGCCGAGAUUGAAUCUGCCAAGCAGCUCGUGCGUGACCUCAAGCGCGAGCUCCAGCUCCGUUCUGCGGCGGGCAACGAGCUGGAGGAGACGGGUGGCGCCGACGCCGAGAACUCGACGCGUGGCCGCAAGCGUUCGGCCAACUCUGACGGCGCGGCCGUCUCGGGAGGAGCGCCAUCGGGCACCAAGCGCGAGAUUCGCACGAACAAGCGUGUUGAGGAGAAGAACGGUGUUGUCGAGACGACGAAGCGCGUGGCCUUUGGUGCCAUGCUCUUCGGUCUCGGCGCCAGCGCCGCGCUCCUUCUUCCUCAGCUCGCUGCUCAGUACCUGUAG
This is a messenger RNA of Cutaneotrichosporon cavernicola, 1128 nucleotides long. RefSeq lists its product as uncharacterized. The record is from RefSeq and is a predicted model, not a curated record. Gene Ontology annotation, molecular function: DNA binding. The coding region runs from base 1 to 1128 and encodes 375 amino acids. The transcript has 5 exons. Gene Ontology annotation, biological process: mitotic telomere tethering at nuclear periphery; meiotic attachment of telomere to nuclear envelope. Gene Ontology annotation, cellular component: nuclear membrane complex Bqt3-Bqt4. Lineage: Eukaryota; Fungi; Basidiomycota; Tremellomycetes; Trichosporonales; Trichosporonaceae.